AUGGACCUUGCGGUAACUCUCAUAAAGUCUGUAUUGAGGGCCUUCUACCCGACACGCGACAUCCUUGUCAUGGACGCAUUAAUUCUUCAUGAAGCCCUCCGCGAUGACGACUUGGCUUAUCUUAUGGCCAUAAACACAAAAGAUCUACAUAAAAUUUGCGGCAAACUGCGGGAAGAUCGCUUUUUGACUGUUCACACGAGAUCUGAACUUCGUCAAGGCAACCCACGGCCCAGCAAUAGGACGUGGUAUUAUAUAAACUAUCGACAUACCAUCGACGCUAUCAAGUGGCGAGUGUAUACAAUCGAUAAGGAAGUCCAAGGAGCUCCAGUUCCAGCAAACGAGAAAAAGGAAUACUUUUGCAACUUUUGCAAGGCAGAAUGGACUGCCAUGGAAGUUCUUGACAGCGUUGGUCCGAAUGGCUUCUUGUGCCAUAGAUGCCACCAUACCCUUACCUUCGAGGCCGACCGUACUUCCACCGGACAUGAACAGUCUACGCGACUGAAUGACCAAUUCAAAUUUAUCAGCGAGCUUCUACCAAAAAUCGACUCCGUCCACAUUCCUGAGUGCGAUUUUGACCGAGCCUUGUCCAAGGCCCGUCCUGUGGUUCGUGACGCCACUCAUCAACGAGCCGCAACCAUUGCCGUAGAAAGUGGCACAAAUCGCCCAAUGGCUGUCAAGGGCCUCACCAACACCGGGCCGCAGUCCAUAGCAGUAAAUAUUUCCACUGCGGAAGGUCCAUCUACAGCAGAGAAAGAAGCCGACAGGGCCCGGAAGGAAAAGAUUGCACUGCAAAAUGCUUUGCCCUCUUGGAUGUCGAACAGCACAGUAACUGGCGAAUCCUUCUCCGGCGCCCUGAGUGAUGGGGUGUUGGCUCUUAAGCCAGAGGAUAAAGGCAGUGCUGCACCAAAAGGCACGGUGGAAGAUACCAACACCUCAGCGCAAAUUGAUGACAUAUUUGAAAGGCUCAAGGCUGAGCAGGCUGCGGAAAUGGCCAAGGGGGUCAAACAUGGUGGGAAUGACGAGGAUUUUGACUCCGAGGAGGAUGAUGGGGACGAAGAUGAAUUCGAGGACGUUCCUGCAACAGGGAAUCCAUCCAGCCUAGGCACACCGAGCACCGCGGCUCUUAAGCGCGAUGCUUCCAGCGUGUUAUCACAAGAUGGGGAUAGUGCAGAUGAAAGAGCGCGAAAGAAGGUCAAAGUCGAGCCAGAAAUCAAAGCAGAACCGAGGGAUAGCGUUGACCCUGAUGACACUGGAGAUGAGGAUGAGGAUAUGGAAUUUGAAGAUAUUUAA
This is a messenger RNA of Pochonia chlamydosporia 170, 1290 nucleotides long. RefSeq names its product transcription factor spTFIIE alpha subunit. Lineage: Eukaryota; Fungi; Ascomycota; Sordariomycetes; Hypocreales; Clavicipitaceae. The transcript is spliced from 3 exons. Bases 1 to 1290 code for a protein of 429 amino acids. Gene Ontology annotation, biological process: transcription open complex formation at RNA polymerase II promoter; transcription initiation at RNA polymerase II promoter. Gene Ontology annotation, cellular component: transcription factor TFIIE complex. The record is from RefSeq and is a predicted model, not a curated record.